Cataglyphis hispanica is the source of this 2146-nucleotide messenger RNA. RefSeq lists its product as uncharacterized. Lineage: Eukaryota; Metazoa; Arthropoda; Insecta; Hymenoptera; Formicidae. The record is from RefSeq and is a predicted model, not a curated record. Bases 318 to 548 code for a protein of 76 amino acids. The transcript has 2 exons.
GCCGGGUCGAUGCAGCGCCGGCGCUGCGGAAUGCGCGGCCAACGAAGACGAGCGGCAUCCCACCAUCACCAUCAUCGUGCACCGUCCCAACGAUCGCGUCGACGUACAAGUUGCGCGACGGAGAGGAGAUGCCAUGGCCUCUCCUCUCCUCUCCCGUCCUCGGUUUUCGAUGCACCUCGUCGUCGUGUUCCGCAGAACGCUUCGCGCCGCGCACGGAGUCGCUGUGGAAGCUAGAUCGCGCGUUCACCAGAUAGAAUAAUCGACGUCCGAGCUCGGCGAACGAGCUUCAGCGAUCAAACACGAGUCGAUCAGCGGACAUGAAGUACUCGCCGCAGCAGCAACAGCAGCAGCAGAAGCAGAGGAAGUCGGAGAGCAGCGACGCCGCAUCCAUGGACGCGACGUCGCCGUCCGUUGCCCAGGAGCAACGCAAGACCUCGUCGACGUCGUCGUCGACGCGGGCCACCGUUUGCCGUUCGCCAUCCACCGGAAUGUUCGCCUGGAUGCGGGUGUUCCGGUUGGCGUCGAUGCUGCACCAGGUCGGCUGCUAAGGUUCUCCGCGAGCGCGGGGCCUGCGAGGGAGAAACAGAGAGCGAAAGAGAGAGAGAGAGAGAGAAAAUUGAUAGAAGAAUCCAGAUAUCUUAAACAAUCUCAGAUUUAGUAAUUAAUAUCGUGCAAGAGCGAGUGAGAUGCGCGUAGCGCACAGGCAGUCCUGUUUCGACCCCCUUCGCGCGUCGCGAUUUAUAUAUAUAUAUAUAUACAUAUAUUUAUACACGGCCAAGUCGUUAAUAAAUCGUAGGUAUACGCGGCCGAUGUUGUAGCUCGAUAAUAGUGCGUUACGCGAAUGGCGAGUCGUAGAGAUCCGAUUCGCCGCGUAGAAGAUGUCGUAAACUGGGCCGCGCCCCUGGAUAGCAUCGCCAUCCUGGCGCGAGUAGGGGUAUAUCUUUCGAAAAUACAAGGAGGCGCUCCCUUUUUUGAGUGGGCGAUUUAUUUAUAGUGUACUUCCUCGUCUCUAACGAGAUACAUUUACUCCGAUUAAAUCCUUUGAAUAGUUUAGAGAUUCGCGAGAAGAAUCUAAUUAUAAUUCCAUUCAUAUUUCCACGUCUUUAUCGUGGAAUUCUCGUUUUAUUUUAGUCAGAAUACAAGGGGAAUGUAAUCUAACGACUAAUUUAAGUCGUUACCCUCUCCUGCAGGAAUUUGGCGCGGCCCGAGUCACACACAGCCGCACGCAGAGCAGAAUGUAUGCCUCGCGAGUAACUUCGUAUAUUUUUUGUACGAAUCGAUUAAAGGGAGAGAGAGAGAGAGAGAGAGAGAGAGAGAGAGAUGCGAAAUUCUAGCAGUUUUACAAUGAUUUUUUGAGGAGGAUUUAAUGAGGAGGGAAGGGGUUGCGUUUAAAAAAAAAAAGAAAUAUGACGUUACUCGCGAAACAUCAAUUAGCUAAUUAAUGGACCGAUCGGUCGAUCCUUACUUAACGUAAGCCCCGUAAUAAUCAGAGGUGGAUUCGUCGCUUAGAGAAUGGUUUUCCCCUUCCGAAAAACGCUCGUUACUUUACGAGCGUCGAAUAUACGUCUGCCAUAGUGAUGUUGACCCGUAGUCGAAUUAUAAUAUACGAAUGUUACAGCGUCGCCGACACACGUCACCACGAACAGCUGAUCGACGUUUGAUUUUUCUAUCUGUCAUCCCGCGAUCCUCCCCGUUGAGUUUCUCUCGAGUCCCCCCCCCACUCCCCGUUGUUCAAUCGAUGACGAUGACCGUACAUCAGGAUGCGCACCGUGGAUUCUAUUUUUAUAUAGCGUGUACACACAAACGACGAGAUGUGCCGUAUGUUUUUUUUUUUCGCGAAGCAUCACCUGCUUCGUCGUAGGCGGGAGAAAAAUGGUGAGACCCGGUUAACAAGGUGCGCCCCCUUGCCUCCUCCUCCUCCCUCCCCCCUGAUCCGCCCUAUUGUCCCCACGAGGAAGUUACGCGACUUCCUCUAGGGUGUCUGCGAUUACGUCCGAUUCCGACCUCAAUCCCCCCUCCCCGCCCCCCCGUUGAUUGUCUCGUCUCGCUCAACGCCGAGCUCUAUCGAUGUUAUAUCUCGUUGAUCGUUACAUGAGUAUAUUUUAUGAUUGCGCAGAUUCACUAAUAAAUUAAAUAUUUGCUUUUA